AUAGUGGGGCAUCCUUCUUAUCUAGCAUGUUGCUACACUGAUUGUGAAUUCCACUAACUAAAGAAAGAGGUGUCAUUCUUCCACGGAAAACAGAGAAUUUAUUAUAGAAGAAGUGGCUGAGAUACCUUUGUUACUAUUUAAAGGGAAAAAUGAUGAACUGUUUUCUCUUCCAUUGCAGUGGAAGCAAUUCAUAACCAUGCAAGCCUGUGCUCCAUAUGCAGCGAUGUUACUAGUUCAAUUCGCUUAUGGAGGAUCUAAUAUCCUCAUGAAAAUUGCUCUUGAGAAGGGACUCAAUCAAAUAGUAUUUGUGGUUUACCGUCAUGUCAUUGCAGUGAUUUUGUUGGGCCCUUUUGCUUACGUAAUUGAAAGGAAGCAGCGCCCUUUGCUUUCAUUGUCAGUGAUCAUAAAGAUUUUUCUGCUUUCAUCACUAGGAACUACCAUCCAUCUUAAUGUUUACUAUGCUGGUUUAGCAUACACUUCUCCGACAGUUGCAAGCGCGUUGAGUAAUGUUAUCCCGAGUUUGACAUUCAUCAUGGCAGUUUUACUCGGGAUGGAGAAAGUGAAGACUGAAAGCCCUAGAGGAUGGGCUAAAAUGUUGGGCACGGCUAUUUGCAUAAGUGGCUCACUGGUUUUUACCUUCUGGAAAGGAGGAUAUCUGUUUAAAAGUUUUGAGAACAGAGCAUUGAUAAACAUCUAUAGCACCAAAGGUUCUGCUGGUGAGUACAGGCAUGCUAAAGAAAACUGGAUUAAAGGUUCUGCACUUAUUCUUACCAGUCAUUUUGCGUGGAGUGCAUGGCUAGUCCUCCAGGCUGUAGUUCACAAAGUCUAUCCAGCUCGUUUAUCGCUGAACACUUUGAUUUGCUUCUUCGCAUCAAUCCAAUCUUCUUUUCUUGCGCUGUUUUUUGCAAGAACUCCUGCAAUAUGGAAGCUGGACUGGAAUGUGCAGCUCCUGACCAUUAUAUACAGUGGAGCUGUGAUCUCAGCGUUAGGCUACUACCUGCAAACCUGGUGUAUUAGUCACAAGGGGCCAGUUUUUGUAGCUAUGUUUAGUCCACUACUAGUUGUCAUUGUUGGACUAUUCUCAGCAUUUGCAUUUGCAGAGAGACUUCAUUUGGGCAGCUUGAUAGGAACAGGUAUCAUUGUAGUGGGUCUCUACUGUGUACUGUGGGGUAAAAGGCAAGACAAUAGCGCUGCUCAGAAGCCUGAUGAAGGAAGAGGAGGCUUGGCUGACGGUAAAUCAUUGGAAAUUUCCAUAAAUGACUACCCAUUGACAAAUCCUGACCCAAGCGGAAGGAAGUGAAGUUUCAGACUUACCUAGACUAAUUCAAAUGCAAGACCAUCAUCAAUUAUCAAAGUGGCUUUUGAAGUCUCAGUGGUGUAUUGUAUUUGAAUAAACUUAACCAAGCACACUUCUUUUCUACUCAUCAAUAAACAAUGAUAAAUGGGAUGUCUUGGUAAUUGCUGACAAAGGAUCCACCAAAUACAAUUACUAGUUAGUGGGAGUUAAUGCCGAGGCAUCGUCCGUUUGCCUAGUAAUAGUAAUGUUGUGAGGAAUGGACUAUUUCGUUUCUCUGUACUGGGUGGUAUUCUUAUUGAUGGAGGUCUUUAUGGUAUCCUGCGGGGAAGAAGCAAGGCUGAGAAACAAGAAAUACAUAGUAGUUGAUCUCCAGCAGAGAAAUCUUCCGAUAUCGAAAAAGACUCUGUUUUCUCUGCUUGUGUUUCUCUGAUAUAUAAAGUGGUGUGGCAAGUUAUAUCAAGUAAACUGCUUCUCUGACUGACAAUGAUUUUCUUUUUCUGUUC
Messenger RNA from Populus euphratica (Euphrates poplar), 1800 nucleotides. RefSeq names its product WAT1-related protein At5g07050-like. The transcript is spliced from 6 exons. Gene Ontology annotation, cellular component: membrane. The record is from RefSeq and is a predicted model, not a curated record. Lineage: Eukaryota; Viridiplantae; Streptophyta; Magnoliopsida; Malpighiales; Salicaceae. Gene Ontology annotation, molecular function: transmembrane transporter activity. Bases 197 to 1300 code for a protein of 367 amino acids.